Molecule: messenger RNA, 1602 nt
Organism: Neodiprion virginianus
Lineage: Eukaryota; Metazoa; Arthropoda; Insecta; Hymenoptera; Diprionidae
Product: G-patch domain and KOW motifs-containing protein
Exons: 5
Coding region: 130-1512 (460 amino acids)
Biological process (GO): mRNA splicing, via spliceosome
Cellular component (GO): spliceosomal complex
Molecular function (GO): nucleic acid binding
Source: RefSeq, a predicted model, not a curated record
UCAGGGGGCUGGGUGAGACACAUUUGUUGUCUAGAGAAACAGUCCAUGCUCACUGCCUAUGGUUGCAAUUCGGAUUUAUAUGAUUCGUAGACCAGUCUAAAGCCACGAUCAGCUUGUCAAGUGUCAAUCAUGGCCGACGAGGUGAGGAAAAUUUCGUUCGGCUUUUCAAAAUCGGUAAAAAAGCCAGUUUUGAAAAAUACAGUGCAAAACGAAAAAAAGAAGAUUGAUUAUAUUGAGUGUCUGGAUGAAAAAGCGAUAAAGGUUAUUGGUUUGGAAGAUAAAAAAGAAGAUGAACCGCUGGUGAUACCUAUGCGAGGAUCAAAAACUUGGCAUGAUAGAAUAGUUAAUAAAAUUGACGCAGAUAUCUUUGAGCCCAAAGUGAAAACAAAUUCAAAUGGAGAUGUGGUUGAUAUUGUGGUUAAAAAGGAGCCAAUUGGCGCAAUGGACACUGACGAAGCUGACAUAAAACCUGUACAAUCUGCAACGAUAAAACAGGAGGUCAAAGCUGAAGAAUCCAAACUGCCUAACACAUUGGAAGAGCAAGCGGCGCAAGAAAUCCUACAAGAUCUGCAUAGCACAGAAACUAACGGCAACGACCCAAGUAUUUUUUCCUUACCUGUUAAAGAUGCCGCCUCCUUAGCUGGUGAACAAGAGUCAACCUUGGAGGACUAUGAGAGCAUUCCAAUCGACGCUUAUGGAAUGGCUAUGCUACGUGGCAUGGGUUGGAAACCUGGUAAAGGAAUUGGUAAAAAUGAGAAAUUAGUCGAAGCAUCUAUACCUGCCCUGAGGCCAAAAGGAAUGGGACUUGGUGCAGAUAAAGUAACAAUGCAGAAACAAAACAGUAAACCAAGAACAAAGGAAGAAGAAGAACUGAAACUUAUAAAAGGAGCUUUUGUCAAACUGAUUGCUGGAAAGCAAAAGGAUUCCUAUGGGCAGAUUGAAGGUCUCGACGACGACGCGGGUAGAUUCAUAGUGAAAAUGGCACUAGGAGGAAACGUCGUGUCUGUAAAUGAAUCUGUCGUUCAAGCAGUGACAAAAGAAGAGUAUCUGAAAAAUGGCAAAGUCCUAAACUCUGCCAAGUAUCAGGAGUACAAGGAUAAAGAUACAGAUAACACAGGCAUUGAGAGUCGUUUGCCUAUCGUAGAAUCAUUGGAUGGAGAACGAGAGGAAAGAAGAGGGAGAAAGGAAAAUAAAGAACACGAUGAAAGUAUUACCAGUGGAAAGAGAAAAAUGAAGAAAUCCAGAAGACGGUCGAGCAGUGACGACAGUAGUCCCGAUUGUACAAGAAAAAGAAAUAAUUCGGAUAGUAGCGAGGUCGAAAAAAAGCCGAAAAAAUCUAAAAAAUCUAAGAAACACCGGAAUCGCGAUAGUUCGGCAGAACGAUCGAGUAGAAAGAAUCGAAAGAAGGAUAAGGAGCGGGAGAAAAGAAAGGAUAGAAGAUGUUCUGAAUCGCCAGAAAGAAGAAAGCGCAAAAAACAUAAAAGGUCCAGAUCUAGGUCACCUAGAAAAUGACUUUCAUUCAUAACGUAAUUUUAUUUUAUGACUACCCUGGACGAACAAUUGUAUCAUAAACUUUUCUUAAUAAAAUUUGUCCAUUUUUAA